GAAUUUUGUCUACCGUCGAUAUUAUGAUGAAACGGAAAAUCUACAAGCUUAAAUUGUGAUAAGAACAUAUAUUCCCCUAUUUCUAUGAAGUUGCCGUUAAAAAAUUCCUCGACCAAGAUAUAACUAAUGAAUCCCUGGAAGAAUUCAGAAGUGAGGUCCGAAUCAUGAAAAAACUCAGACAUCCAAAUAUAGUUCUCUUCAUGGGAGCUGUUACUCGGCCUCCAAAUCUUUCAAUUGUUACUGAGUUUCUACCUAGAGGUAGUUUGUAUAGGUUGAUUCAUCGCCCCAAUAAUCAACUAGAUGAACGCAGACGAUUGAGGAUGGCUCUUGAUGCUGCUCGGGGAAUGAAUUAUUUGCACAACUGCACACCUGUAAUAGUUCAUCGUGAUUUGAAGUCUCCAAACCUUCUUGUUGAUAAGAACUGGGUUGUGAAGGUAGCCGAUUUUGGAUUAUCAAAGAUGAAGGAUAGCACAUUUAUUUCUUCAAAGUCAAAUGCCGGGACGGCAGAGUGGAUGGCACCAGAAGUUCUAAGAAAUGAGCCAUCAAAUGAAAAAUGUGAUGUUUACAGCUUUGGCGUUAUACUAUGGGAACUUUGUACUUUGCAGCAACCUUGGGGAGGAAUGAACCCGAUGCAAGUUGUUGGUGCCGUUGGAUUUCAGCAUCGUCGUCUUGACAUUCCAGACGAUAUGGAUCCAGUUAUAGCAGAUAUAAUCAGGAAAUGCUGGCUAACAGAUCCAAGAUUACGGCCAUCAUUUGCUGAUAUUAUGGCUGCCUUGAAACCACUACAAAAGCCUAUUUCCAAUUCACACGUGCCAAGAUCCGGUGUGCUUGUAAGUAGAAGAAAUGAGAAGGGUCAGUCAUCACUAAGCUUGGAAGAUCAAUCCAGUCGUAAGAGCUAGUGGGUACAGAUAAGUUAUUUUGCUCGAUAAGAGUGACUUGCAAUGGAGGCAAAUGGUGAAUGAGAUUUUGUUAUAGAUCUUGAUAUAAAGCACAUACAACACAUUUGAGUGAAUUAGAGUUCUUUCAUUUCCCAGAGUUUGCCGUUUAUGGUUUGUAUUCAUGGCUUAUCGUGCCACCAUCCAUGAAUUGUGUAGAUGUUUGUAUAUUCAUUUGAAUUUGUUGUAAUUAGGCUUGAAAUUUUUGUUUCUGUCUAGCUUCUAAAACGAAGCUAGUGAAAAAUCCUAUUGGAGGUACGGGAAAACAUGCGUGGAAAAAUCAAUUUCAACUGUGGGAAAAAUGUUUCUCCCUUUUGUAGAA
Molecule: messenger RNA, 1257 nt
Organism: Olea europaea var. sylvestris
Lineage: Eukaryota; Viridiplantae; Streptophyta; Magnoliopsida; Lamiales; Oleaceae
Product: probable serine/threonine-protein kinase SIS8
Exons: 9
Coding region: 165-899 (244 amino acids)
Biological process (GO): protein phosphorylation
Molecular function (GO): ATP binding; protein kinase activity
Source: RefSeq, a predicted model, not a curated record